Molecule: messenger RNA, 4117 nt
Organism: Procambarus clarkii (red swamp crayfish)
Lineage: Eukaryota; Metazoa; Arthropoda; Malacostraca; Decapoda; Cambaridae
Gene: ABCB7
Product: ATP binding cassette subfamily B member 7
Biological process (GO): intracellular iron ion homeostasis; transmembrane transport
Cellular component (GO): mitochondrial inner membrane
Molecular function (GO): ABC-type transporter activity; ATP hydrolysis activity; ATP binding
Source: RefSeq, a predicted model, not a curated record
UAUUCUUCCGCCAAAUAUGGCUGGCCAGCUGAUGAUGCUGGGGCGCCGCUCCUGCUCUCAACUCGCCUUCUCUCCUCACGCCUUCCCUCUCCUUGCUUACACUUUCUCCCGUCAACUACAUAAGCAUCAUAGGAACAACACACAACUGAAAACUUUUCCAUCAAGCCGCAGGGUGUACAGCAAGGUAGGAUUAAGCACAUCAGGAUGGUCUUCAACACCAGGGCCUCUGAGAGGAAAGUUUCAAGCAUGGCAGAUGCACCAGGGACUUGGUGUGCGCAACUGUUUUCACCCAGGAGCCAGUGCUCUCACAAGAGACUAUGUUGGGGUUGCUGCAAAGGAAGUGACGGGGCGGGAGAUGCUGGGGGCUCUGGCAUCACAUGUCUGGCCAAAAGAAAGCCCAGCAGUUAAAGCACGUGUGAUGACUGCUCUUGGACUUUUGGUUACAGCUAAGCUGGUCAACGUACAGGUACCUUUCAUAUUUAAGGAUGCCAUUAAUUAUUUGAAUGAGUACACUGGAGAUGUGCUGGCCAUGACAGACCCAUCAUCAACUGUGGCCACAACUGCUAUAUCUCUUAUGAUUGGAUAUGGAAUUGCCCGUACAGGAGCUGCUGGUUUCAACGAGCUUCGCAAUGCUGUGUUUGCUAAAGUUGCACAGGAUUCCAUCCGGAAAAUUGCAAGGAAUGUAUUUCUGCAUCUCCAUAGUCUUGACCUGAAUUUUCAUCUGAACAGGCAGACUGGGGCACUGUCCAAGGCUAUUGACCGAGGCAGUCGAGGAAUCAAUUUUGUGAUGUCGGCGCUCGUGUUCAAUGUUGUUCCCACAAUAUUUGAAGUGAGCCUUGUAUCAGGGAUAUUGGCCUAUAAAUGUGGUUGGGAGUUUGCUGCUGUAACAGUAAUGUCAAUUGCAGCAUAUGCGGCAUUUACCUUGAGCAUCACACAGUGGCGCACACAUUUUCGUGUACAGAUGAAUAAAGCUGAGAAUGAAGCUGGGAACAGAGCCAUAGACUCACUAAUCAACUAUGAGACUGUUAAGUACUUUGGCAAUGAGAACUACGAGGCUGACCAAUAUGAUAAGUACCUGAAGAAGUAUGAGCGAGCCUCCUUGAAAACUGCAACAUCCUUGGCCUUGUUAAAUUGGGGUCAGAAUGCAAUAUUCAGUGUUGCACUGUCAGCCAUGAUGGUCCUUGCAACCAAGGAAAUUAUUGCAGGUAAUUUAACGGUUGGUGACCUUGUCAUGGUUAAUGGGCUUUUGUUCCAACUGUCCUUGCCUCUAAAUUUCCUGGGGUCAGUUUACCGUGAGGUCCGCCAGGCUCUCAUUGACAUGCAAACCAUGUUUACAUUGAUGAAACAGCCUGCUGCUAUUAUGGAUGCCCAAUCUGCAGUUCCACUGAGAAUUUCUCAGGAAGAGGCAACAAUAACUUUUAAAAAUGUAAGCUUUGCAUACACACCAGAGAAUCUUAUCUUAAAUAACCUGAGUUUCACUGUUCCUGCUGGCAAGAAGAUCGCUAUUGUUGGAGGCUCAGGAUCAGGGAAAUCCACAAUUGUGCGUCUCUUGUAUCGCUUCUAUGAACCCAACAGUGGUAGCAUUACAAUCAACAAUCAAGAUAUUGCUGCUGUAACCAUGGAUAGUUUAAGAAGGGUCAUUGCUGUAGUCCCUCAGGACUGUGUGUUAUUCCAUGACACCAUAGCAUACAACCUGCACUAUGGUGACCUCUCUAAGGAUAGCAGCGAAGUGGAGAAGGUUGCAAAGAUAGCCGAGCUCCAUGAUUCCAUUAUCAGCUGGAGCAAGGGAUAUAAUACUCAGGUGGGCGAGCGGGGCCUGAAGUUGUCUGGUGGAGAGAAGCAGAGGGUAGCAAUUGCACGAGCGAUUUUGAAAAAUGCACCUAUACUGAUCUUUGAUGAAGCGACUUCCUCCCUUGAUUCUAUUACUGAACAGAGUAUAAUGGGUGCCUUGAGAUAUGCUACAGAAGGAAGAACAUCUAUUUGUAUAGCUCACCGUCUGUCAACCAUAAUUGAUGCUGACGAAAUCCUUGUUUUGGACGAGGGUCGUGUUGCAGAGCAGGGCACACAUGAACACCUGCUUGUUCAAGAUGGGUAUUAUACAAAGCUGUGGAAUUCACAGCACAAUUUGCAAAGAGAAUGAGUUCCUAUGGCUGGUGUCUUAACUUAGCAGCAGAAUUUGAUAGAAUAAUUCCAUUAAAUAUAAAUUUAUUUUAGUUUUCUAUAGUGAGAUAUAUUAUCUUCAGAUUUCAACUACAGUAAUGGUAAUGUAAUGCUGCAUUACCAUUAUAUUGCAGGCAUCUUCUACAUUAUUGCUUUGGCUGCUAACUGCAUAAUUCAGUACUGUACUGAAAUAAGUUUCCUAUGAUGAAACUGGCAGAUAAUUGUGGUUAUAGGUGUACAUAGGUAAUUGCAGUAUGAUUAUAUAUUACUAUUUAUAUUAAAUUGGGUAUCUCAUCCUUUAUUUUGAUCAAAACUAUUUAUUUAUUUUGUCUUGUUUGUGUUAAGUGGCAUGUGUGAUAUGAGGUGUUGAUAUUGGCAUGCAGCAUUCAGUACUUACAUGAUUGUGGAAGGAAGAACCCUUUAGUUAGAGAUUUAUGGAUCUCUUGGUAUAUGUGUAUAUGCAACAACAAUCAUGUAAACACUGAUUAAAGUAUGCAGAAAAACCGGUGAAAAAAAAGCAAUGAAACCCAUCACCAAACUAUGGAACAGAAUUAGAUGGCAAAGGUACCAGAGAAGUGUGAAGGACUGGGUGGUGCUUGAGCCUGGUUAACUUGCACUGCCCUCUAUUGACAGGAGGGAUAAGCAGUGGAGUGUAUUUUUUUCUUUUUAGGGAUAGUGUUGCAUUUUGUUUGGUAAUCGUUUUGAUCAAAAAUUUCUCGAGUGUUUGAAGGCAUCCCAGUGUGAUGCAUUUUUUGGAUAAUUACUUCUCGAGUGCUUUUGAGUUUUUGUGACUUCGGGUGUUUUAAGUUGGGUGUUCUUGGUUUGUUAUCAGACACCCUCAGUUUCAAAAUCUGGGGACGGCAGGAUUCCGGCACUUGUAGGUCAUGAAAAAGUCUGAGAUGGUAUUGGAUCUGGGGGAAGGUAUCAGUGCAUAAACUGUGGGGACCAGCUCAAAAAAAAUAUACAAAUAAAACUUUAAUUUCUUGGUAGGCUUUAGCCACCUGUUCCACCAGUUAAAGAAAGCAAGGUGGCAUUACGAGUAGUAAGUAAUGGUAAUGCCUUCUUAUAGACAUAACAUAGGAUAAAAACCCCCACUUGUGAAAUUUAUGUAAGAAAUUUACACCAAGUCUUUUGCACUCGCCCGAGUGCUUUGUCAAGGUCUGAGUGUGAGAUUUACAUCACAAUGUCUAGUGAGGCUAUCCUGGGUCCAGUCCUCUUAUCCUUCUUGACCUCCUGACCACGUCACCUCUAAUUCCUACUGCUGAUGUCCCUGCGGUAAAGUCUUCUACGGAAUUAUGGUCAUGUGACCUUUCUGUAAUCGUGCUAUUCUGGGAACUGGGUGUUAUUAAUAGAGGUGUUCAUCUGGAUGCUAUACCUCGUAACCCUCCAUACCCCCAAGGAACUAAUGGGACUGCUUCCAUUCACUACCCUUAUAGUUACAUUACAUCCACUAUUCUUCACUAUUCGAUCCUUUUCCCAAAGGCUCACAAUAUUAAUUUUCAGUGUGAAAUAAUCUAUAAAAGUAAUAAUAUAAUAACUGUAAGGGUAGUGGAAGGGGUUUUAAUAAAGACUGAAUACUUUUGCUGGCAACAAAAGCUUUACGUCUGAAGAUAGCUUUACUAGGAAAGUGAUUGAGUGAAUUAAAAUUAGUCUCAAUAAAUGGAUGAAGGAAAGAAGUCCCAUUAGUUCUUUGGGGGUAUGGAGGGUUACGAGGUAUAACAUCCAGAGGAACACCUCUAUAAAUAACAACUCGACAGCCAGCGUGUCUAAGCACAACAAUUUUGCAGUUGAAGUAUAUUUUCUGUAUAAAAUUGUCUCGUGAGCAAAUGAUUACACUCACAUAUAGCAAAGUUGAUUUUUGUGGUAAUAUGCUGUUUCAUUUACUAUUAACAGCUUUGGUGGGUUUUGCAAGUAUUGUACAUAUUGUGAAUAGUGCAAAAUAUAACAUUUUUUUUAA